UCAUCACACAUCCACGCGCGCUCCCGCUUUCGCUGUGCGCUCACGUCCCUGAUACUUGCUACACAGAGUGUUGGGGCUCUAAAACCAAGAAACUGCGACUUGAGGGAAAAUAUUCUUGCAGGCAUCUGAUGUGCUGUUAAGUUGUCCUUUGUGAAGCUGAUGCGGAGAGUUAUGUUUUCUGCUGCAGUUUGGGAAAUAAACUUAAGCUGAGGAAGAGGAAAAAGGUUGUGUUUAUGUAUGAGUGAAACUGAGAUUGUUAAGAUGAACACGAUCGAUGAAGAGGGUGGUUUUCGAACCCGCCCCCCAUCCAGUCUAAAUGUGAAGAAGUUCUACAGCGAAAACGCAGAAGAGGUCCAGUCCCCGGAGUCUUUGAGGGGCUGCGCUUUGUCACCCGACCUGAGGCAGGACUUCAACAUGAUGGAGCAGAGAAAGAGAGUCACACAGAUUCUGCAGAGUCCAGAUUUUAAGGAGGAGCUGGAGUGUAUGGUAAAGGAGCAGAGCUCUAAAGGCAGCAACUCUAGUGGUUUACUCGGUCACAUCGCACACAUCAUCAGCAACACACUCAGCAACACUGGAGUGCACAGUCCCAGCAAUACAGGGUCAAUUAGUCCGGUGAAUGAUCUGUGUGGCAUGGAGUGGUUUAACUGUUCCAAAGCUGAAAGGCAGGGCCGCUGUAAACUGGCCUGCUUGUACCGUCUGCUGGACCUCUACGGACACACACACCUCCCAAAUACAUAUAUAACCCUUCGUAUCAACAAAGAACAGGAUCAUAUUCUUAUUCUCCCCAAAGGAUUGUCAUUCUCCGAGGCCACAGCAGCCAGUCUGGUGAAGGUAAAUCUGAUUGGUGAGGUGGUUGAUCAAGGGGCGACUGCACUACCUGUGGAUGUUUUGGGAUUUAAACCACAUUCUGCCAUAUAUUCUGCCAGACCAGAUGCCAAAUGUGUUGUACAUACAUACACGCCAAAUACAGCUGCAGUCUCUUCUAUGAAAUGUGGAAUCUUGCCCAUUACCCAUGAGGCUUUGCUGCUGGGGGAGGUGUCUUAUUUUAGCUACCAUGGUGAUUUAGCUGACGAGCAGGAGAAGAUGGAGCUUCAGAAAGCUUUGGGUCCCACUGCCAAGGUUUUAGUCUUGAGGAAUCAAGGUUUACUGGCGUUUGGAGAGACGAUAGAGGAAGCUUUUCACUAUCUCUAUCACUGCCACCAAGCCUGUGAGAUACAGGUUAGCGCUGUGCUAUCUGCAGGUGGCGUCAACAACCUGUGUGUGUUAGACAGAGCGAGUCUGAAAACAGCUCCGGCCAAAAAUCCCGGUGGACAAAUGCCAGAUGGACAGAUCAGAUGGAGGGUUGGAGAAGCAGAAUUUGAGUCGCUUAUGAGGAUGUUAGAUAACUUAGGUUACAGAACAGGUUACACUUACCGCCAUCCCAUAGUUAAAGAGAAGCCUCGACACCAUAAUGACGUGGAGAUCCCAGCAACCGUCACUGGGAUGGCACUAGAGGAAAAAGACACCUUUCCACAUAGUCCGCUGCACAUCCUGGGACAGAAACGGGACAGAGAGAGGAUACGAUGGCUGAAUUCACCCAACAGCUACUUAAAGGUUGAUGUACCAGAGGAGUCCUUCAACGGGACCUGCAGCCCCCGCACCAAAACUACGUGGCUGAAGUCAGAAGAAUCAGGAAGCUGCAAGGACACUCCAAUUAAGAUUGAGGACCCCAACCAGUUUGUCCCGCUUAAUACUAAUCCCACUGAAGUACUGGAAAAAAGAAAUAAGAUUCGAGAACAGAACAGAGCAGAUCUGAUGACAGCUGGACCCAAGUCUCAACUGCUGGCAGACAUUGUUAUUGACAAGCCUCCUGGACCAGCAUUCAUCUAUGAGGAUGAGGAGAAAACAGCUGCUCUACCACCCAACCCUUUUGACCAAUCAGAAGCAGAUCUACAGGCAUACACACAAACUGUGGAGAACAAGAACAGCCAAUCAGCUCUUCAGUCAGAAGCUGAUGAGGAGUUCACAGAUGGAGAAAUGACCACCUAUGAUGGCUCCACCAUAUCACUGUCCAUCUCGCCGCUCAUGAGUCCUGAAAGAGGAGACUGUCUCUCAGCUCUUCUGCAGAGCAGUGAUGGCGAUGACCUGACGCAGGAUGAAGAUCUCACUCUACAGGUCACUGAGCUCAGCCUCACUAAAGAGAUGCAGGUCUCCAUAACCACCACCGUCGCCAACAACAUUUCAGUCACCAGUUCUUCUGAAAGCCAGCAGAAGUCACCCAAAAAGAAGAAAAAGAAAUUUCGCACUCCGUCCUUCCUGCGCAUGUCCAAAAAGAAAGAGAGGAGAGAAAAGGAGAAGACAACAGAGACAGAGAAAAAGCCAGAAGAAAUGCAGAUAGAGGAAGAAAAGGAAACCAAGAAGGACUGAGUUAACGAUUCCAACUGUGCAGGGGAUUGUGGGUAAUGUAGUUUAAGGAGGAUCCUGGUGUUAAAUACAAGGAUUUGUGGGAAGACAAACAUUAGAAGUAAAGCAAUGACUUGUACAGUGCAUCCGGAAAGUAUUCCUAGUGCUUCAAUUUUUCCACAUUUUUUUUUU
Danio rerio (zebrafish) is the source of this 2574-nucleotide messenger RNA. NCBI's taxonomy places the organism in Eukaryota, Metazoa, Chordata, Actinopteri, Cypriniformes, Danionidae. The record is from RefSeq and is a predicted model, not a curated record.